Messenger RNA from Caenorhabditis remanei, 1362 nucleotides. RefSeq lists its product as uncharacterized. Gene Ontology annotation, biological process: embryo development. The transcript is spliced from 8 exons. The record is from RefSeq and is a predicted model, not a curated record. Bases 1 to 1362 code for a protein of 453 amino acids. Gene Ontology annotation, molecular function: protein binding. Lineage: Eukaryota; Metazoa; Nematoda; Chromadorea; Rhabditida; Rhabditidae.
AUGAGUUCUAUAAAGUUGUUAUCAUUCCCUUUUCUGAUAUUCUCAGAAAUUGUUCGUUCGAUGGGAAUUAUGGAGAUAUUCGAACUGUCUCAAGUGUCACGUCGGGCACUGAAUUACCUGAAUCUAGCAAGAAUAUCAAAACAGAUGGUUAAUGUUGUCACUGGACAGAGGGAUGCGAUUUCUUUUUUUAACACUAAUAAUCCAACAGAGAAUGAACUCAGAAUUCAUUUUCUCAAAACAUCUGAACCGAUAAUUGGCCAAAUCAAGGUGAACAAUGUUUGCAUCAAUGUUUGUGAAAGAGACGGAAGUACAAAAACUAUUCGAUGUAAUUCUAACCAAUUCGCAUACGGUCUUGUUCAUAUGAUGACACAUUUCGACAAAUUAUUCUAUCGAAUGGAAUACGCUAUUGGAAUUAAAUUGAGCACAAUCCGAGGAGACGGAGAGAUCUUAUCAAAUGGAGACUGUGAAUAUCUACUGGAAACGACUCGGCCAACUCUUGGAAUUACAAUAUUCAACAAAUUGAGUCCUGAUUUUAAUUACAAAAAGAUUCUUCAUUUCUCCCGUCUCCGUGUACCGAAUCUGGGAAAAAUGCCUCUGGAAGACUUGAAGGCGUUGGAUAGUGAGAUUGCGAAUCUGGGGAAUCACCAGUUCUCUGAAACUGAUAUCAAUGAGUUCCUCCAUCACUGGAUUAAGGGAAAUAAUGGAAAAUUGAGACGACUGAAACUGGAUGGAUUCAAAGAAGCACCAGAUUGGGAUAUCUUAUUGAAAGACAUAGUUUAUACGGCAUGGAAUACAAAAGAGAGAAAAAGAUAUUACAAAUCAAAAUACACUGACGAAGUGGAAACCAUCAAUUGUGAAAAUGGAAAGGAUUUCAUGGACAAGGAUGGACAACUGGCUACUGUAGUUCAUCAUUCAGAAUUCUUGGACAUUUUGAUUCUUCAUUUCUCUCGUCUCCGUGUACCAAACCUUGGUAAGAUGCCUCUGGAAGACUUGAAGGCGUUGGAUAGUGAAAUUGCGAAUCUGGGGAAUCACCAGUUUACAGAAGCGGAUAUCAAUGAGUUCCUCCAUCACUGGAUUAAGGGAAACAAUAGAAAAUUAAGACGUCUGAAGUUAGACGGAUUCAAAGAAGCUCCAGAUUGGGAUGUUCUUCUGAAGGAUAUCGUUUAUACGGAAUGGAAUCCAAAAGAGAGAGGAAGAUAUUACAAAUCUAAAUACACGCAUACAGAGGAAAUAAUCGAUUGUGAGAAUGGAAGGGAUUUCAGAAACAAGGAUGGACAACUGGCUACUGUAGUUCAUCAUUCGGAAUUCUUGGAUUUUCUGGUUUGGAAUGAUAGGUUCCUAAAAUACUUCGGAAAGCGCUAG